Aaosphaeria arxii CBS 175.79 is the source of this 1355-nucleotide messenger RNA. Its product is annotated as glycoside hydrolase family 43 protein. Lineage: Eukaryota; Fungi; Ascomycota; Dothideomycetes; Pleosporales. Bases 202 to 1257 code for a protein of 351 amino acids. The transcript has a single exon. The record is from RefSeq and is a predicted model, not a curated record.
CCGGAAGGACAUAUUCACGGCAAUUAAGGAACUACAUUGCACCGAAUUUUUGCUCCUAUAGGAAACAUGGACGAUCUUGUGGUCAAGUUCCAUGGCCGGAGGACGGGAUAUUUCCAGAUGUGUAUCAUACUUGUAUAUGUAUAUACACUUUAAUAGCCCACGGUAGUUGACCUACCAAUCGAUCUUUUUCUUUGAUCUGGCAUGAGUUUGUUAAAUAUGCGGAGCCUCAUAUCGUUGUCCGUGUUUGCCACUUGCGCGCUCGCUGCUCCGGCUUCUCAAGCUCUCGAUUUCUCGUCCUUCAGCCCUCGGUCGGUGCAUCAGCGGGCGGACCCUUCAUUGACUGGCUACCUUGGAGCUUUUUUCUUAGGAGACAAGCCGAGUGUGUAUUUUUACACCUCCAACGGCAACAAUGCAAACUCGUUCAAGGCAUUAAACAAGGGUCAGCCGGUGAUUAACCCUACAAAAGGCACGAAGGGAGUCCGAGAUCCCUCGCUCAUUGCCGGUGGUGGUAGGGAGGCAAGCAAAAAAUGGUAUAUCAUUGGUACUGAUCUGGAAAUCGGAAAGACGACUUGGGAUGCAGCGCAACGCACUGGAUCAAGGGGAAUUUUUGUAUGGGAGAGCGUCGAUCUCGUAAAUUGGGCGCAAGAGAGACUAGUUGAGGUGGAGGACAAGACCGCUGGGAUGGUAUGGGCGCCUGAUGCGAUAUGGGAUGCAGAGAAAGGACAGUACCUCGUCCAUUGGGCAAGCAAGUUCUAUGCCACAAGCGACCCACAGCACACGGGAAGUCCAAGCGCAACGAGGAUUCGGUACGCAUACACAAGCGACUUCAAGACUUUCUCGGCACCGCAGGACUACAUCAACAAGAGCCCCACCAAUAUCAUCGACUUGAAUAUCCUUCCGCUAGGCGAUAAAACGUAUGCACGCUUCAUGAAAGACGAAACCGCAAAGACGGUCUUCACGGAGAUAUCGACCACGGGGCUCUUUGGUUCCUGGGCGCGACCUGGAGGCUCCAACGCGAUCAUAGCUUCAGGUGUGGAAGGACCAGCCGCCUAUUGGGAUAAUCAAGUCCAAGGGAAGGCACAUCUUCUACUUGACUUCUACGGUAGCGAUGGAUACAGGCCGUACGAGACAAGUGAUGUGAAGGGAGGAAAAUGGACCGCAAGCGACCGUACCAAUUUCCCUAAGAAUCUUAGGCAUGGAAGCGUACUGCCUGUGAAUGCGACAAUUGCGUCUGCAUUGGCGGCAAGAUGGCCUUGAUGCUUAGCUGAUCUGGAGGGUUGCAUAUGAUGCCCAAAUUACCAAAUGCAUAGGAUAUGAUACCAUGAUGUCAAACAAGGCUAUGGACCUUAAGGAUA